AUGGUGUCGACAAAGCUUCCGCUAGAGUUAGAGGAAGAGAUACUCACUAGGAUUCCACCUCUCUCUCUCCAUCGCUUCAGAGCCGUUUGCAAACAAUGGAACACUCUUUUCGACGAUAAGAUAUUCAUUAACAACCACUUCGCAUGUGCUCGCUCACGCUCAGAAUUCGAGUUCAUGAUAUAUACCGAUUCUAAGAUUUAUUCGGUAAGCUUCGAUCUCAAUGAGGAAGAUCCAAAUAUAAACGUACGUGAGUUGAUGUCAAUGGAUAUUAGCCGUUUAGUAACACUUCCCUGCGAUGGGUUCUUCUACUCAUAUAAAACGGUUAAAACAGCCACGGUUUGGAACCCGUGGUUGAGACGGACUAGAUUGAUUGAGAUCAAUGAAAUGCCUGACUCAUUCCAUAUAUGUGGCAUGGGAUACGAUAGUAGUAGACCAGAAAAGAGUUACAAGCUUGUUGGUUAUAUUUUAUCUCAGCUCGUGAGGUAUGUCAUUUAUGAAUUUGCAAGCAAUUCUUGGAAGUAUUUUGAUGAUGAUGCCCACAACCCAGCAAAACAGGGUAGAUAUUCUUUAUUGUGGUUUAAUAAUGUGUCCAUGAAUGGAAAUUUGUAUUGGAUUUCUAAUUAUUGUUUCGAAACUGGUCGGUGUUUCAUCCGAGUCCUUGAUUGUUCGAAAGAGAUAUUUAAGCCUUUUUGUACUAUACGGUGUAAGAAUAAAGAUUCUUCCCAUAGUCCUGUCCUCGCGGCUUUCAAGGGAGAUCGGUUUUCGUUGCUAGAAGAAUGCAGAAUAACAAGAAAGAUUGAGAUUUGGGUGACAAAGAAGAAAAUUACUAAUGCGGAUGAUGGAGACGAUGUGGAGUGGAUUAAGUUCAUGAGUGUCUCAAUAGCCAACUUUCCCAUAUUGUGGCAUUGUCACACUUCAAGGAUCUUCAGUCUCGGACAACUCUGCUCCGCAGUAACAGCACCGGCGAGUUGUAUCCGCUUCCCACAGCCCAUCUUCCAUAUCAUUCAUCAUCCACAGCUCUCCUUGCUUGCUCGCCAGGAUCUUUGGCACAAACGGCUUGCUCACACCAAUAAUGCCUCUUUGCGUUCAAUUAUUUCUUCUAAGUCUAUCUCUUGUAAUAAUGACAGUCUCUCUUCCUCAUGUAUGGCUUGUCAAUUGGGAAAACAAAUAAAGCUUCCGUUUUUACCUUCUAAUUCCUCAAUUUCAAAGCCUUUUCAAUUGAUUCACUCUGAUCUUUGGACAUCACCAAUUCCAAGUAUGAGUGGUAUCAAAUACUAUGUCUUAUUCCUCGAUCAUCACUCUCAUUUCUUAUGGGUAUAUCCCCUUCGUCGUAAGAGUGAAGUCUUCUCCAAAUUUCGUCAUUUUGAGGCAUACAUCAAAACACAAUUCCAAUCUCACAUUCAAGCUAUUCAAUGUGACAAUGGGGGAGAAUACAAAAAUUCUGAAUUUCUCAAGUAUUUCGAUACCAAAGGAAUUCAGGUUCGCUUCUCUUGUCCUCAUACCUCUCAGCAAAACGGAAAAUCUGAAAGGAUGAUCCGCACCAUAAAUAAUGCAAUCCGUGCUCUUCUAUUCCAAGCAAAACUCUCACCAGUAUAUUGGGUUGAGGCUCUUCAUGUUGCAGUUCACAUUUUGAAUAUUCUCCCCUCUUCAUCCAUUCACAAUCGAAUACCCUUUACCACUCUCUUCAACAGAACACCGACAUAUACUCAUUUGAGAGUAUUUGGAUGCCUUUGCUUUCCCAACCUAAACCACUCAAAUCUUCCCAAACUGUCUCCGAGAUCCACACCUUGUCUUUUUUUGGGAUAUCCAUCUCAGCAUCGAGGAUACAGGUGUUUGGAUCUCAAAACCAAUAAAAUAAUCAUUUCCCGUCAUGUCUUCUUUGAUGAAACCAUUUUCCCAGCUGCUGUUACAACCAACAACACCACGUCUUAUCACUUUCUCGAUAUCGACGAUGAACCUUCCCCUGUUUUUAAAGAAAUUCUUCAGACUCCAUCACUUCCUCCUUCCACAGCUCCUCCACAGCCCUCAAUUCCUUCCCUGCCUACUGUAACUCCUCCGAGUGUUCCAAACCCACCUGGACACUCAAUGCAAACCAGGAGUAAACAUGGCAUUCGUAAACCAAAAACACAUUUCUCUCUUCUCACAACUGUUUCACCCAUUCCAAACUCUCAUAUCCAAGCUCUUUCUGAUCCUAAUUGGACACCAGCCAUGACUGAUGAGUAUGAUGCCUUUAUUAAGACCAAGACAUGGGAUCUUGUACCUAGACCUACGGAUACUAACAUUGUGAGAUGUAUGUGGAGAUAUACACAUAAACUUGAUGCAGAUGGAUUUUUGAAUCGCCACAAAGCACGUUUGGUGGCCAAUGGGAAAUCACAGGAGGAAGGCAUUGACUACAACGAGACUUUCAGUCCUGUUGUUAAACCAGGAACGAUACGAGCGGUCCUCGAUGUGAGUCUUGCACGUGACUGGCCGAUACAUCAACUAGACGUGAAAAACGCUUUUCUGCAUGGCGAACUUGAUGAAACGAUCUAUAUGCACCAACCGCCUGGCUUCACAGACAAGCAAUUUCCCAAUCAUGUGUGUCGACUCCGUAAGGCCAUAUAUGGCCUAAAACAGGCUCCGAGGGCAUGGAAUUCUCGUUUUGCGAAAUAUGUCACUGAUCUUGGUUUUGUCUGCAGCAAAAGCGAUCCUUCUCUGUUUAUUUACAGGAAAGGAAAUAAGCAGGCAUAUCUCCUUCUAUAUGUUGACGACAUACUCUUGACAGCCUCAGACAAAGUGUUUCUCCAACAGAUAAUCGAUUCGUUGAAGAAAGAAUUUCCCAUGUCAAAGUCCGGAAAAUUACAUUACUUCCUCGGUGUUAAGGCUGACUUUGUCAAUGGUGGAAUUUUCCUGUCACAAAAGGCAUAUGCAGAGGACAUUAUCAGGCGAGCAGGCAUGGAAGAUUGCAAACCUUGCUCCACGCCAGUGGAUCUCAAAUCCAAGUUAUCAAGUGAUUCUGGUGAACUAAUUCCCAACCCGACACAAUACCGUCAACUGGCCGGUGCACUGCAAUAUCUCACUUUUACUCGCCCAGAUAUCUCUUAUGCAGUAAAUCAGAUUUGUCUCUACAUGCAUGCUCCACGUCAACCACACUAUCAAGCACUGAAGCGCAUCAUUCGGUACAUAAAAGGGACAAAAGGCCAUGGCUUACAGCUGCUGAAAGGCAAGGUUGAUCAGCUAACUGCAUAUACUGAUGCGGACUGGGGCGGAUGUCCAGACUCACGACGAUCAACAUCUGGUUACUGUGUUUAUUUAGGAGGUAACUUGGUUUCCUGGUCCUCUAAAAGGCAACAAACAGUGUCCCGUUCAAGUGCUGAGGCAGAAUAUAGAGGAGUUGCCAAUGUUGUUGCUGAGCUAUGUUGGAUUCGUAACUUACUUCUUGAACUUGGCUGCCCGAUCACCAAGGCCUCUCUUGUCUAUUGUGACAAUAUAAGUGCCGUCUACCUUUCUCAUAAUCCGGUCAAACACCAACGAACGAAACAUGUUGAGCUGGAUAUUCACUUUGUUCGUGAGAAGGUAGCUAUUGGCCAAGUCAAGGUAGUUCACGUUCCUUGCUCUCUACAAUAUGCAGAUAUAUUCACUAAAGGACUUCCAACAAAGCUCUUCGAGGAUUUUCGUUCCAGCUUGACCGUCAGGAGUCCCGACGCUCCAACUGCGGGAGGGUGA
Molecule: messenger RNA, 3705 nt
Organism: Microthlaspi erraticum
Lineage: Eukaryota; Viridiplantae; Streptophyta; Magnoliopsida; Brassicales; Brassicaceae
Source: the annotation of a GenBank genome assembly